UUAGCGCAGAUUCGGCGCUUCAUAUAACGUAGUAGUGUGUCCUAGAUUGUUUAUGCUCGUGUCUUCAGUUCGUGAUGUAAUAUCAUUGUAUUUUGUACAUUUACCUCCGAUAUCUGCAGCGCCAGACGGAAGAGUCACCCUCGACGUGUACGUGGUCAGUUGGCGUGUCCCGACUUGGAGUGACGUCCGUCAUCGCAACUUGAAGGAAGUCGAGCUUCAAGAUGUCUGUAGCGGGCUUGAAGAAGCAGUUUUAUAAAGCCAGUCAGAUGGUAAGUGAGAAAGUCGGAGGUGCUGAAGGGACUAAACUAGAUGAUGACUUCAGAGACUUGGAACGGAAAGUAGAUGUGACCAGUAAGGCUGUAGUGGAGGUGAUCUCCAAAACCUCUGAGUACCUUCAGCCCAACCCAGCAUCACGGGCCAAGCUGUCCAUGUUGAACACCAUGUCUAAGAUCCGUGGGCAGGUGAAGAACCCAGGCUAUCCUCAAGCUGAAGGGCUGCUGGGCGAGUGUAUGGCCAAGUAUGGACGAGAACUGGGAGAAGACACUAACUUUGGUGGAGCACUAGUGGAUGUAGGAGAGGCCAUGAAGAGACUGGCAGAAGUCAAAGACUCUCUAGACAUUGAUGUCAAACAGAACUUUAUUGAUCCUUUGCAAGGACUCUGUGACAAGGACCUCAGAGAAAUACAGCACCACCUCAAGAAGCUGGAAGGUCGUCGCCUGGACUACGAUUACAAGAAAAAGCGUCAGGGCAAAAUCCCAGAUGAGGAGGUUCGACAGGCCCUGGAGAAGUUUCAUGAGUCAAAGGAGGUGGCUGAGACCAGCAUGUAUAACCUGCUGGAAACUGAUAUAGAGCAGGUGAGCCAGCUGUCAUCUCUGGUGGAGUCCCAGCUGCAGUACCACAGACAGGCUGUGCAAGUGCUUGAGGAGCUUUCUGACAAACUUCGAGACAGGAUGAAUGAGGCUCAGUCUCGACCCAGGCGUGAGUACACACCCAAACCCAAACCUAUCUUUGAUUUCGGAGACAACAACCAUUCAAAUGGUGGCUACUCAACCUCAAUGGCCCCUCCACCUUCACGCAACUCAGCCCCGGAGCAGCCGAGCUGUAAGGCGUUGUAUGACUUUGAGCCUGAAAACGAGGGAGAGCUGGGUUUCCACGAGGGCGAUAUCAUCACCCUGACCAAUCAGAUCGAUGAGAACUGGUACGAGGGCAUGCUGAAUGGCCAGUCAGGAUUUUUCCCUCUUAACUACGUCGAGGUCCUUGUUCCGUUGCCACACUAAUAUAAAGAGAGCAAGAGAGGAAUGAUGAAAGAGGAGAGAGGGAGUAGAACUGGUCGAGAUUGUGGAAAGUGAAGCCAAGAGAUGGUCCUCAGAAGAUCUAUUUCCACCUUCAGCUCCAAUGUUGCCAUCACAGACGAGCACUUUUCUGUCAUCCAGAGUUCUGGAGGAGACUGUCACAUUUAAAGUCCAGACCAGAAUUAUCAACCUAUUCCACCUAAAGGUAAAAAGAAUCCUAGACUAAGAUGGACACAAAAUGUUUCCUGUUAUCUGACAGUCAUACACAUUUCAUGAGGACGAACUGAUCAAAGAGUCAAAAGCAAUAAUUUUUUUUUAUCCACAGAUUACUCAUACAGUAAAGAGAAUUUGUAUUAAAUCUGAUUAUGAUGACUGGGUUGGCACAUUUGUCAUCCUCUUUGUGUGACUGCAGUCUGUUUAAAACUCAGGUUUGUCACCAGUUUAACAGUCAGUUUUCAGACUGGAGAGGCCCAAACCUCAGUAAACUUGGAACUUGACUGAAUAUUUUGCUCUUUGUGCCCCUUGAGGACUGGAGAGCAUUUCUUGAUGCCACCUGCUGGCGUGACUGAGAAUUACUUUUAACUAAAAUAGAGCUAUACAUGAACACAAAUGUUUUACUAGUUGGACUUAAAGGAAAAAAGUACUGCUUCACAUUUUUUAUGAGAAACAUGAGCCAAAAUUUGCCUCAGAGUUGUGAUUUAGACCAUUUUCAGGUUUUGGCCUGUUUAUUAACUCUUUCUAAAUAUCCAUUUCAAAGCUGCCCAGUGCUGAUAAUAGUUCUAGAAGAGGCUCUUUAUAUUGGUUCAGUAUUUUGAUUUACGUUUGUUUCAACUUACUACAGUAGUUUGUAAGAGUAGAACUGCUUACUGAAUAUGUGGGGGGGGG
This is a messenger RNA of Monopterus albus (swamp eel), 2177 nucleotides long. RefSeq names its product SH3-domain GRB2-like 1b (gene sh3gl1b). Gene Ontology annotation, biological process: synaptic vesicle uncoating. The transcript is spliced from 10 exons. The coding region runs from base 222 to 1277 and encodes 351 amino acids. NCBI's taxonomy places the organism in Eukaryota, Metazoa, Chordata, Actinopteri, Synbranchiformes, Synbranchidae. Gene Ontology annotation, molecular function: protein binding. The record is from RefSeq and is a predicted model, not a curated record. Gene Ontology annotation, cellular component: presynapse; glutamatergic synapse; cytoplasm.